Carassius auratus (goldfish) is the source of this 2372-nucleotide messenger RNA. Its product is annotated as transcription factor Dp-2-like. The transcript is spliced from 12 exons. Gene Ontology annotation, molecular function: RNA polymerase II transcription regulatory region sequence-specific DNA binding; DNA-binding transcription factor activity, RNA polymerase II-specific. Gene Ontology annotation, cellular component: transcription regulator complex; nucleus. Bases 371 to 1639 code for a protein of 422 amino acids. Gene Ontology annotation, biological process: regulation of cell cycle; regulation of transcription by RNA polymerase II. Lineage: Eukaryota; Metazoa; Chordata; Actinopteri; Cypriniformes; Cyprinidae. The record is from RefSeq and is a predicted model, not a curated record.
CUAAUAAAACUUGUGCACACAUCCAGUUGUGCUUUGCACUGUUGCUACCGGUCUUACAGCGCAAGCUCAGCGUGACAACAUGUGUUCAGGCCUCUCCAUUGUGCAGCCAAGCAUCUAUUCAGUUCUCCUGCUCUCUGGGGCUUCCCACUGCUGUCAGAUCAGUCCAGGCCAGAGUAAUCGCCCACCUGCUCUUUGAGCGGCCCGCAGGAGCUGGGAGAAAGCUGGCGUCUGUGCACGUACUGUGGGAGGAAGUUCUGCAGCAGGUGCUCUCACGCUUUCACUGAAUGUGGCUGCUGUGAGCGUGUUUUCCACUCAGCACGGGUGAGAGUCUGAGUGCGGGCGGGUGGACUCCCUCUGGGUUCGCUCUGCAAUGCCUGGCAAGCCUCUCAAGUUUCCACUGAAUAGUAACAAAAGCGACACACAGGGAAAAAGAGGAACACCAGGUCCCAGCCUGCCUCGGGAACAUGCUCGUCACUCCUCUUCAGGAAACAUUUCCCUGGUAACUCCGUCCAGCUACAGCCCAGCCACCAAGAUCACACUGGGAAUGGUCAACUCUAAUGUGGGAGCCCAGAUGAUUUUGAGCACCCCACAGAGAGUGUCUCAUCCCGGUCUCCUCAUCGGCAGCCCGUUCACGCCGCACACAACCCCGCUGGCCAUGGUUACUCCAGCGCACCCUCCGGAGGGCGACGAGUGGACCCCGGGAAACAAAAAAAGGACACAUGACUACAUUGAUUCCUAUUACUCGGACAGGGACAGACUGUGUUCGAGUGAUUCCUCGUCCAGUAAGAGAAUGAAGAGGGCAGAUAAGAACGGUAAAGGCCUCAGGCACUUCUCCAUGAAGGUGUGUGAGAAGGUACAAAAGAAAGGCACUACGUCCUACAACGAGGUGGCAGAUGAGCUGGUGACGGAGUUCACUCACGCCAGCAGCCUGAUGCCCACCGACUCGCAGGUGUACGACCAGAAGAACAUCCGUCGACGUGUGUACGACGCUCUCAACGUGUUGAUGGCCAUGAACAUCAUCUCCAAAGAGAAGAAGGAGAUCCGCUGGAUCGGCCUGCCCACUAACUCAGCCCAAGAGUGCCACAACUUAGAGCUGGAAAAACAGAAGCGUUUGGAAAGAAUCCGACAGAAAAGAGCCCAGCUAGAGGAGCUAAUAUUACAGCAGAUCGCCUUUAAGAAUCUGGUGCAGAGGAACCAGGCCAGCGAAGCCUCGUCCCAGUCCACUCCUCCUCCUCCGGGAUCUGUCAUUCAGCUUCCCUUCAUCAUCCUCAACACUGACGUCCGCACCGUCAUCGACUGCUCCAUCUCCAGCGAUAAGUGUGAAUACCUCUUUAACUUUGACAACACGUUUGAGAUCCAUGAUGACGUGGAGAUCCUGAAGCGGAUGGGCAUGUCUCUGGGGCUGGAGAACGGCACGUGCUCUCCAGAGAACCUCAGCGUGGCCAGAUCUCUGGUGCCCAAGUCUCUGGAAGCGUAUGUGACCAACAUGGCCACGAACUCCAGCAGGAAACCUCUGAGCCUCACGAGUCACAGCAGCACUGCCCCGUCACACACCUCCGAGUCCCGCGGCCAGACGCCCAGCUCCUUCAACGAGGAAGAGGACGAUGACGACGAAGACGACCCCUCGUCCCCAGAGUGAUCCCGAGCAGGAAACCCCACACAGGAAAUAAGCUGCCACUUACCAUAUUUUUAGCUUCCCCUCAUCAUCUCUUUCUUCCUCUUUCCCAGUUUGGCACAAGCGCCAGUUUGUCUUUGGUUCUGGGGGAGACGGGUUACUGUAUUUUUGUGGUGCUUUUUGGCUAGCGAGCCGUGGGUCGGGCCGUGGAGGAGAGUCAUCUCACUGUACUACUCUUCUCUGCUCCCUACCCAGAGAGACGUUCAAAUUCUUCCCAAAAAUGUAUUUAUUUCAGUCAUACUUGAAUAUGACUAUCUGUGUAGUCCAGUGGGCUAGUGCCACUUUAUUUUCUCCUCCGAGGGAUCGGAAAGCAACGUCCUGAUCUUACUGUUCACCGUCUGGAGGGAAUUUACAUCCAUGCAUUUACAAAACAAAAUAUGAAAAAAAAUUCUUUUUUUUUUAUAGCUCGAUUCAAUGUCAUUUUGUUGUGUUGUAUAGUUUAUUCCUGGUCAUUCAUCACAAUAGUUGAAGGAUAAUAAAAGAUGGAUGGUUGUAUCUGCUGUUCCGGGUUCAGAUAGCUGCCAGUCACUAUCUGAAUGUUGCAUGCUGGGAGAUGUAGUCUUGUUGUGAGGUUUUGUUCACACUGAGUGUGGCAGAUGGCCAUUUUAAACCAACUCAACCCAAUAGAACUAAUGAAUUUUGGUUUGCAAUGUAACUGUAUGUACUGUAUACAUAUAUAAACAUAUAAUUUUGGUUA